This is a messenger RNA of Gryllus bimaculatus (two-spotted cricket), 1155 nucleotides long. The record is from the annotation of a GenBank genome assembly. NCBI's taxonomy places the organism in Eukaryota, Metazoa, Arthropoda, Insecta, Orthoptera, Gryllidae.
AUGGGUCAGAUCAGUAAUUGCAAGCGGAUGGCGGCGGCGGCGGCGGCGGCGGCGGCGGCGGCGGCGGUGGUCGUGUCACAGGGGCUGCGAUUAAAAAUACAGUUUCCCCCAAAAUCCUUCCGCCGCUUCAUUUCCGUCUCUCGCCCUCCGUCCACCGCCACCGACUCCCCGCUCUCCUCCCCCCUUCCUUGGUGCCGCAACCCCCUUUCCCUGGCUGAUCCCCGCCCCGUCGCCCUUCCUCCAUCCCGACUGCCAUUCCAGUGCCCCAAAGGCCGGCGCCUUCGUGGAAGAGUCACUCCCCCCGCCCUCGUCACUGUAGAGCGCUUGUACGAAGGCACGGAAGAACGAAUCCUCGGCGGCGGAAAGCGGCCAGAGGGACUCGCUCUCUAUGAACAUACGCAUAUGCCUCAGCUCUAUGAACUGAAGCCAUACAACAUACCCAUCAACAACUGGAUUCCUACAGCACUCAGAUUCCAUCCCUAGAAAGCCACCCCGGGUCCAGAAUGAGUUCUGCGAGAGACCGAAGGCAACAAGACGCCGCGGAAAAUCGGAGGGCCUGGUUCGACCCUAUAUUCGACCCUAUGGACGCGCUAAUGAGCGACCAACCAGAUGACACGGAUGACGAAACUGAGGAGGAAACCGAAGAGGAGUUGGACGUCUGGGAGGAGAGCCGCAAUAGCUCUUUGCGCGAACUCAGUCGAUUGUCGCGCUUCAUCACCAUAAAGCUCGUCGUGGUGUGCAUUCUGAUUGCCACAAGCUUUGGGCGAGAUUUCCUUGCCGACAAUUCGCCGUACAUCUCAGAUAUGAUGGGCUGGAGCACUCCGCAGUGCGAAUUCCAGGUCCCGGCUACGAGUAGGUUGCGCGUUGCUAAGUUCAACGCCAAUGAGGUUAUCCAUUCCGCAAGUAUCAACGGGAGCUACGACGUACAACUUUCAAAUCCGAACACGUCAUCGAUCUAUCCUGUUCGCGAAGUGGAGCAGCCGAACGUCCUCUCCGACGAAUUCAAAGUCUUAGUAUGUGCUGCCGGCACCGAGUUCAACUCGACAGGCCUGAAUGCAAGUGAACUACCUCCGUUGAUUAACUUCCCGCUGGACAAGAACACUUCGCCUGACACCCCGAAUGCUUCGGUUGCUUCGCCCCAGCGAGAAAGUGACC